Messenger RNA from Closterium sp. NIES-67, 2065 nucleotides. NCBI's taxonomy places the organism in Eukaryota, Viridiplantae, Streptophyta, Zygnematophyceae, Desmidiales, Closteriaceae. The record is from the annotation of a GenBank genome assembly.
UGCUCGAAAUCCUCCUCACUCCUCAGCCCAAUGCUGGUUUCAGAAUUCCCGAGUAGAACCUGAGAACACCGAUUGUGUCUGCAAAGUUCCUCUCCGAGUGCCCCGAGCACCUCCGCCUUUGACAUGAUGUCAGUUGCUGCCAAUCACGCCAGCACAAGCGCUCACGACGGUUUGGUCCUAAACCUUGCUCUGAGAGCUCUAAGAGCGAGCCACGGAGUUUCGAGUGGUAGCAAGGACGCUGCGGAACAGGCUCGCGCGUGCAGCGACGUCACGGAGUGCAGCGACCCGCAGCUCUCGGAGAGCCUUUCGCUGAGAAGCAGCAGCCAUCUUCAACUAGAGAACGAUCUCCGGCGAGCGCCGACUCGGACUCAACCCCCUUCAAGUUCGUCCUCCCAGAACCAGCAAAUGCAGCAGCAGCUCCAGAUGCUACUGCAGCAACGGCUGCUGCAGCAGCAGCUAAACGAGCCAGCAGCAGCAGAGAAUCUUCUUCAUCCGCCGCCGCCGCCGCCGCCGCAGCAGCAGAAGCAGCAGUUCGGCCCUGCAUCCCCGGCGGCGGCUCCGAACGCCGCGUUGUUGUCGUCGCUGCUGCAGCGGCUCGCCUCAACCUACGCCUCCGCCUCUGCUACAGCUGUGACGAACGCCGACUUCCGCUCCGCCGCGCAGGCUGCGCCGCCGCAGGGCGCGGCGGCGGCAUCCGGCGCCGACUCCAAUGCCGCCGUUGCGGCGAUCGUUUCAAAGAGCCCAGCGUCCCCUCUGGCUGACGCCAACGCCGCUGCGUUGCUUCAUCUCGCGCGUCUCGUCGCCGGUUCUGCCGCCGGCGGCUCCCGCGGCGCUGGCCUCGCGGCGCAAGUCAACGCCGUGGAGCGGAACAUGGCGAAUUUCUUCCCGUCGUCAGCCGCGCCGGUCGCGCCGCCUUUCUCGUCGGUUGCGCCGCCGUCGCUCACGUCUAUCUAUCCUCCGCCGUCGGUCAGUGGCUCGCCGGCCACUUCCGCCGCUGCGCGUAGUCCGCAUGACUCUCCGCGCGCCGCCACCCUCCGCGAUUUGAACAUUGCGGCCGCUGCCGUUGCCGCCGCCGCGUCAGGUAGCCCACAGGUGCGGGCAGGUGCGGGAAACGGCGUGUUUGGGGGAGCAAUUUGCGGGGCGAGCUUUCCCAAUGGGGGACUUCACGGGGGGGAGAAGGAACGAGAUCGGGCGCCGCUGAAGCGGAGAUUCUGGGAAACGAAUGGCGGAGAGGAUGGGAAGGGGUCUGGUGCGGCAUUUCCCGCCGCGGGAGGCGCUGGGGGGACUUUUGGGGCUUCGCUUGAUUCCCCCGAGGCGCUCAAGCUUGGAAUUCGAAGUCCGGAAGGAGCGGGCGAUUUUCGGCUAAGUGGAAGUUCGGAGGAUGGAGACGGCAAGGAGAGCGGGGGGCCCUUUCUAGAGGGUCCAGGCGAGUGGGAUAAUAAUGAGGGUGAGGGUGAGGAGGGGGAGGGGGACGGAGACGCUGAGAUGAACGGCAACAAGAAGAAAAUGCGGCUGACCAGAGCGCAGCUGACAAUGCUGGAGGAGUUUUUCAAGAAGCAUCCGCAUUUGACCCCACGGCAAAAGGCGGGCUUGGCCAAGAGUUUGGGCGUGAGGGUGCGGCAGGUGGAGGUGUGGUUUCAGAACCGGCGCGCGCGCACCAAGGUGAAGCAGACGGAGGCGGAGCUGGAGGGGCUGAGGAGGCGCUGCCAGCAGCUGGCGGACGAAAACAAACGGCUCAAGCUGCAGCUGGCCAGGCAGGAGAGGGGGGAGCGGGGGGAGAGGGAGGAAAGGGAGGGGAAAAGAAGGGCGAUGGAGGUGGGAAUUUCCAGGAGCACAGGUAUUGGGGAGGUUAGCGCAAAGGGUAUCAAGGCAAAUUCUGAACCAAGGAAGCCGAAGUGCAGCUCUUGUCUUGCGAACAUGGGAUUGGAAGAGAGGGAGAUGGCUGCUAAAGAAGCUCCGAUGACACUGAUUCAGUUCUUGUAAAUAUCAGUUGGUUGAGAGCAGUUGGUUGAAUUCCUCUCCUAAAAAUCCUCUCGAGAGAUAGUCCAAAGUUUUGCAAUUUAAC